ACCAUUUUUACUUAUCUGUCCUUCGCUAUGAUGUUGGUAUUAUAAUCUUGUUUAAGCUGUUUUACAGCAUAAAUAAAGGAGGGGGGGUGAGCUUUAGCUUAACUUCAAUCAUACAGGUAAAGGUAAUUAAAAAACGAGUAAUGUUAAAGGAGAAAAAGUGAAAAUAGGAUCAAACGUAAUAGUGGAUACACCUGUGCUUUCUCGUUUGUUCAAUUUGUGCGUCUUUUUUUGUCUCGUUUCUCCUCCACCGUCCCCCAUUUGACCUAGAAAUCAGUGUCAUCUGAAGGGUCUCUCAAUUUCUGAAAUUAUUCUGGAGUAAAGAGGACAGUGGAGACGUAUCAGAGGAUGUGUGUGUUAUAGAGUCUAGAAAGUGUGGCACACAGCUGGAACAUACAAGGAAGGAGAACUCCUCAAACAACUCCUCUGUACUCAUAUGUUGUUUCAGUUAUUUGAAAUGAUCAAACUGUUUGCCCUCCAUUGUUUACGUGUUCGAAAAAAAGGUAAGAAAUCUCUUCAUAAUUAAAAUUAACCCUAAAUAUCAUGAGCACUGUUACACUGUACAUCAUAAAAUGCAGCCGUGGGCAGGCUAAAUGAUUAAUAAAGCAGCUGUGUCAACUAUGAUAACUUUAUUAUGCAACUGACAAAAUGAUUGCUCAGAGGGUUGGUUUGUCUACUCCUGUCUUCCUCGUGCCCGUGGGCGGGCGAAGAGACUCUGACUGUAAACUACACCCCAGCUGUCAUGCACUUCUCCAAAGUCCUGAGUGCAUUUUUUCCAGAGAAUGUGUUCCAUCGAGGUGAAGGGCAAGUAAUUAGGGACGGAAAUACUGUUUUGGACAGUAACGACGAAGAUGACGCUCUCAUUAGCGACAUAUUUGUUAUUUUUACAUCUCUGUAAUUGGGCUAUGGGGAACGUUGAUCCUUCUCCGAGGAUGAUCUUCACAGAAAAAGAAAAAGCAAUGACACGGUUCAGUCUUCCCCAUGACCCACCUGUACAGAUUCUUUUAGAAGACCAAUCAGACACUGUUUUAGCUGCUGGACAAUCAUACCUGAAUACCUACAACUUUCAAAACCAUAAGACGAGCCACAAGUUUAUGCAGUGGGAGAAAUGCAACAGCAUAAGCAGUGAACAUGAUUGCAGCUAUAACAUCACUUUGGUCCACCGGAAGAAAGAUGCUAACCAGUUGUUUGUGUGUGGAACAGAUGGCAAUGAAAGGGUUUGCUGUAACACGGAUUUAACAGUGGAGGCCCCCAUGUGCCUUCCCUCUGAAAAUAUCGCAGACUUAAUAGAAAGUAUAGAAAGAUUUAACAUAAAGGAGGGUGAACCAUCAGUUUUUAUAGAUUCUGAACAGAGUGCAGCUCUCUACAUAACACACUCUGGAUCUGAUGAAUCUGUUGGUAUUCAGAAAUUUGGUAAAGCAGGAGUGGGGCCAAAGAACCACGAUAAAGAGCAGCAUUAUGUAGGAUUGGUGCUCAGCAAACGUGAAGAGGAUCCCUCCCAGAACAGAGUUUAUGGCUUCUAUAGGGAGAAAAGCAAAGACAAUGGACUGUUCCGUGAAAUGUGGCUCCCCUUUGUGACCCGGGUUUGCAUGGCAGAUGUUGGUGGUCCCAAGAACAAUUUGCAGUUUACCUGGACAUCCCAGAUGAAUGCCAGGCUCUUCUGUGGAGAUCGUAACAGAAAACAGCAUUUCUCUGAACUGGUGGAUGUUUCCACUGUGGAUGCAGAUCGAUGGCAGGAUAGAAAGAUCUAUGCACUCUUUAGAAAUGAAUGGGGGAUGAGUGCUGUCUGCAUCUACACAAUAGGAGACAUUGACAAAAUCUUCACAAACUCCCCAUUCAAAGGCUACACAAAAGCUGAGAUGGACAGGCCAAGGAUGUGCGUUGAUGAUAGCACCAAGCUUCCAGUGGAAACCCUGAAGAAGAUUGAAAAGACUUCAGAGAUGGAGCAGCUGGUUCAUCCUGUGGGAAACUCUGGCCUUCUUCUCUUCAAUCACCAGAGCUAUACUCACAUCCAAAUUGAUGGCUCACCAAACAGGAGAACCAGUCACCACACUGUUAUCUUCUUAUCUUUAAACAAUGGAGGAAUUCAUAAAGUAUUGCACAAUAAAAAUGAUACCUUUCUCAUUGCUGAGUUUCGACCAUUCAACUACACAGAACAGAUCAGCUUCAUCCUUCACCCAUCUUCUAAAAAGCUGUAUGUGAACAAUGGAAGUCAACUGGUCCAACUUGAUGUAGCAGACUGCUCCCAGUAUGGAGAUACCUGCCAGGACUGUAUGUUAUCCAGAGAUCCUUACUGUGGCUGGGAUGGCACCCAGUGCAUACGUGACACAAAUGGGAUAUGGCAUGAUGCAGCCACUGGGAACCUAGCCAUCUGUCAAGAACACGCUGAAAAAGAAUUUCCAAAUCCAGAAAAAGAUGUUGUCAGAUUUCACGCAAAGCAUUUUCUGCAAUGCCCAAUAUCCUCCCGUCAUGCUCAGUACAGUUGGCACCACCUUCAAAACUCUUCAUCUUGCAUCGGGAAGCCAGAUCAUUGCCUUUAUUUGAUCAACAGCAUGGGACCUGAGCAGGAAGGAACUCAUACCUGUGUAUCAGAAGAAAUGGGUUACAGGAAAAUCCUGGCACAGUACCAACUACAGCUGGGGAACAAGGUGGUUGGUUUACAGUCAAAGCCAAUGAUCUGGGUUUGUGUCAUGGUGGUUCUGAUUCAGAUGUUGUGAUGUUAGUUCCUCAGAGUUGUGAUACUAUAAAAAAAAAUUCAUUAUUCUUUAAUUUAUUUUUAUUUUUUUUAACUAAAAUAAAACUCUAUUACUUCUAAUACUUUGAGCUGCAGCUCAGGAUGUAGAGCAAGCCAUUAUUGUAGAGUUUUGAUAUCUGGUUUCGCAAAUGUCCUUGGACGAGAUCAAUUGCCACCAAUGCAUUCAUUAGCGUGUGUGAGAGAGAUAGAUUAAAAAACAAACUGCAGUUAUACAGCCACGCUCCAAAGCUUUUCUUUUUUUGAGGGGCUAAUUCAUUCAUUUUUUUCUUCUUAUGGAAAAAAUAUAUUGAAUAUCAGUUGGACUCAGGCUUGUUGACAGUAUUAAAAGCUGAAGUUCAAUGGUAUAAAAUGCUGUCUGUGGUAAUUUUUAGAAAUUAAUUGCAGUGUUGCAUGCAGUACAUGCACGCAUGUCAAUCAAUAUUGAUUGAUUCAUUUUUUUUUUAUUCUUUCCUGUAACUGUUGCAUCUGUUUCCUGUAAUUUGAAAUUCUGCCAGAAUGUACACAGUGCACGUUAUAAAUUUCCGGCCAUGUGUCUUAGCUCAUGUAGAUUUCCAAACACUGACCCAGUUUCUGUUUGUUCAGAGUUCGGUUAAUAAAGAGAAGAAACACUCAGACACUUUUCCCCUAUUUUUGAGUGAAACCUGAUCAUAAAUUCCAAGUAGAAAGGUAAGACUUUUGACCUCACAGUGCUUUAGGAUAGCAAGCAAGUUGCUGCUUUUCAAAUCCUUAACCUGGCAGUACAAAUGAAGCUACAAACAAAACAAAAAGAGAUUUAAUUUAUCACAUUUUUGCAGUUACGUGAGUCCAAAGAAAUACCACAUCUAAACAUUUCAACCAUCUUUUCCACAUAUAAACUAAAGGAAAUAAACUGCAAAUGUUUACAACAUGCGUCUGUCUUUUUCAGAGUCUCUCAUGUUAGUGUCUGAUGAUAAACAACUCCAAACAUGUUACCA
Messenger RNA from Haplochromis burtoni (Burton's mouthbrooder), 3705 nucleotides. RefSeq names its product semaphorin-7A. Lineage: Eukaryota; Metazoa; Chordata; Actinopteri; Cichliformes; Cichlidae. The record is from RefSeq and is a predicted model, not a curated record. Gene Ontology annotation, biological process: integrin-mediated signaling pathway; semaphorin-plexin signaling pathway; axon guidance. The transcript has 14 exons. Gene Ontology annotation, molecular function: integrin binding; semaphorin receptor binding; chemorepellent activity. The coding region runs from base 849 to 2714 and encodes 621 amino acids.